UGACUUAUGUAGUGUAUAUCAUAUUACAAGGUUGCUUCAAAGUCGAUGAACAAGAUAAAGCCGAUGUAAGCGGCGUCUGCUAACCUCUGCCUGCUUGCGAAACUGUUAGUAUAUCAGUUAGUAUACUUCCGGACGUCGUGGGGACUACUUCGUUACUGCGAAAUGACAACUCUACGAUGGGGUAUUGCUAGCGCAGGAAAGAUCUCGCACGAUUUUGUGACAGCAUUGCGAUCUUUGCCAGCUGACGAACAUGAUGUCAUCGCCGUUGCAGCACGGCAAUUGUCUCGUGCGAAAGAUUUUGCAAAGUUGCACGAAAUUAAAACAGCUUACGAUGAUUAUAUGAAACUAGGAUUAAACAAAGAUAUUGACAUCGUAUAUAUCGGAGCGAUUCAUACUCAACAUUUCGACAUUGCGAUGCUCAUGCUGAAGCAUGGCAAGCAUGUCCUGUGCGAGAAGCCAUUGACGAUGAACCUGAAGCAGACCACUGAAUUAAUUAAUUACGCAAAGAAUAAAAAUCUAUUCCUAAUGGAAGCCGUGUGGAGCCGCUGUUUUCCCAUGUAUGACGUUAUUAGAAAGGAAAUUGCAUCUGGUAAUAUAGGCGAUAUUCAUCAAGUGAUCGUUUCCUUCGGUGUUCAAAUGCCUAACUUGGAUCGGAUAGCCUUGAAAGAAUUAGGCGGUGGAACAAUUCUUGAUCUUGGUAUUUACUGUUUGCAAUUUGCCUGUUUGGUAUAUGACAAUGAAAUGCCGGAGAAUAUUAAAGCGACCGGAUUCCUAAAUGAGAAUGGCGUUGAUAUGUGUAUGUCGGCUACUUUGACCUAUAAAGGGAAUCGCAUCGCGACAAUCAUGACAAAUGCGUUGAUUAAAUUGCCAAAUGAGGCGUACAUCUGCGGUACCAAGGGUACAAUAAAAGUACCCGACAACUUUUGGUGCCCGACAGAGGUGGAAUUGCCAAGUGGCACGGUAAAGGCGUCGCUACCAAAAUUAAAGCACGAGCUUAACUUUACAAAUUCCGCUGGGCUUUCCUACGAAGCUGUCGAAGCUCGCAAUUGCAUUUUAAAAGGUUUAAUAGAAAGUCCAAAAGUAUCGCACGAUACAUCCUUGUUGCUGGCGAAGCUGGAGGAUGAGUUGCGCAGACAAUUGGGCGUUGUAUAUCCUCAAGAUUGAAAAAUUACAUAUAUUUUUUAGAAAUAAUAAGAUAUACAAUAUUCACAAUUUAUAUUAUGUCAUGUAUAAAUAUAGAACAAAGAUUUUCUCUGAAUACAUCUAGCUA
Molecule: messenger RNA, 1270 nt
Organism: Cyphomyrmex costatus
Lineage: Eukaryota; Metazoa; Arthropoda; Insecta; Hymenoptera; Formicidae
Product: trans-1,2-dihydrobenzene-1,2-diol dehydrogenase
Exons: 5
Coding region: 163-1164 (333 amino acids)
Molecular function (GO): nucleotide binding
Source: RefSeq, a predicted model, not a curated record